Molecule: messenger RNA, 417 nt
Organism: Aspergillus oryzae RIB40
Lineage: Eukaryota; Fungi; Ascomycota; Eurotiomycetes; Eurotiales; Aspergillaceae
Exons: 2
Coding region: 1-417 (138 amino acids)
Source: RefSeq, a predicted model, not a curated record
AUGAAGAUGAUGGAAGAAGAAGAAGAAGAAGAAGAAGAUGGAGAGAAUGAAGGGAGCGUAGGUACCUUUUAUACUACUUGGACAUACCUUAGGGUGGAGGGGCAGCAUACCGAAGGAUUCUCACACUGGUCCAGUAGCAUGACAGGAAUGUCGAUACCCAACCUUGAAGUGGAAAGUCCCGUUCGUUGCAUGGGCCUUGAAUGUAGAGGCACAUCGAAAGUCGGCGGCUAUUGGCAGAUCAAAUUCCAAGCUGAAACACGCGUCUCAAAGCUUCUUUCUCUUAGCUCAGGAGGUAUUGACCAAGGAGCGCGCGAGAAACAAUGGGGCUCCUUCGGGGUUCUCCCGGAGCACUACCAGUCGUGUAAGUAUCCAUCUACUCCUACGGUAAUACCUGUAGUAUCCUCCCAGGUAUAUUGA